Messenger RNA from Leptidea sinapis, 3993 nucleotides. RefSeq names its product neuropeptides capa receptor-like (gene NGR-A27). The record is from RefSeq and is a predicted model, not a curated record. Gene Ontology annotation, biological process: neuropeptide signaling pathway. Gene Ontology annotation, molecular function: neuromedin U receptor activity. The transcript has 8 exons. Gene Ontology annotation, cellular component: plasma membrane. Lineage: Eukaryota; Metazoa; Arthropoda; Insecta; Lepidoptera; Pieridae. The coding region runs from base 448 to 1782 and encodes 444 amino acids.
CGUGCUCUAUUCGUGUGCCGGUUCGGAGAGCCGCUGCGAAACUCUUUCGGUUUCCGCGAGUUGAAGUAAUUAUUUUGUAAUAGACUCAAACGUAAUAAAUAACAUUAUAUUAAUUCACAAAUUUUUAAGCACAAAAAUCAAUUUUAACAGUUAAAAAACUUUGCAAAAGAAACCGACUCUUUUUAAAAGUGAUCAAAUUCGGAAAUAUCUUUAUUCACUGUAAAACUUUAUAAGUUAUUUAGUGCAAGUCAGGAUGAAAUACAUAAGUUACAAUAGCAUUCAAAUGAAAUGUCUUAUAAUAUUAUGUCGACUUUAACGAGUGAAGUGUAUAAAUGGAACAGAGUAUUAAAAACAUUAUCGAGUGAAAUGUAAAAAUGAAACAGUGUAUUAAAGGCAUUAACAAGAAGAGUGUAUAAAUGAAACAGUGUACACUUGAGUGUUACAAUCAUGGAGAUCGAAGAGUUGUUGAGAGUGAAUGAGACGUUGGAGGAGCUGUACGUACGAUGCACAAACUUGAGUGUCUUCGACUGCAGCGAAGAUGAGAUGCUCUGGUUUCUGAUGGGGCCGCGUCGACUGCCGCUGUACCGGAUCGUGCCGAUAUCGGUGUUCCUGUUGCUGAUAUUCCUGACGGGAGUGAUCGGGAACGUGGUGGUGUGUGUGGUGAUAGUACGCCACCCCGCGAUGCACACCGAUACCAACUAUUACUUGUUCAGUUUGGCGCUCAGUGAUCUACUUUUGCUGCUGUUUGGGCUGCCGUACGAUCUGUCCGUGUACUGGCACCAGUACCCCUUCAGUUUGGGAGUAGUUUUCUGCAAGCUGCGCGCGCUCAUCUCGGAGGCGGCAUCGUAUGUGUCCGUGCUGACGAUCGUGGCCUUCACCCUGGAGCGGUACUUGGCCAUCUGUCACCCGCUGCACAUAUACGCAGUCGCAGGGCUGAGGCGGGCUCUGCGUAUCGUGUUGACUCUAUGGGCUGUAUCUUUGGUAGCCGCAUCGCCGUUUGCCCACUACACGACUGUCAACUAUCAUGACUAUCCACCAGAAUCCGGCAACGCCUCCUUGGAGUCAGCGUUCUGUGCGAUGCUGGAGCUACCCUCUUGGCACAUCUGCGAGUUGAGCAGCUUCCUGUUUUUCAUCCUACCCGGCAUCAUCAUCCUGUGUCUCUACGUUCGGAUGGGUUUGCGCAUCAGGUAUGUCAUGGGGUGCAGUCACUCGCACACGGCUGGCGGCGCCGCCACUCUGAAUGGGGUGAAUGGAAGCGUUCACGGCGAAGCGAGACAAGCACAGUCCAGAAAGAACAUCAUACGGAUGCUGGCGGCCGUGGUGAUAGCAUUCUUCGUGUGCUGGGCCCCCUUCCACAUCCAGCGUCUGUUCUACAUCUACGGCGCCAGUAUCAAGUACUACCAAACCAUCAACGAGUACCUGUUCCUCGCCGCCGGUAUCUUCUACUACGUGUCUGCCACUGUCAACCCGAUACUGUACAAUAUUAUGAGUCGCAGGUACCGAAUUGCUUUCAAAGAAACCCUUUGCUGCCGAAAAAUUCGCCGCAAGAAGAGUAGAUACAGAGAGACUUCUAGCAUCCGAGAGACAAUGGUUAACUAUCAGUCUGAGGGGACGCAACUGGUGAGGGUCAAGUCUAGCCACGAGAGGCGGUCGCGGGAAUCCAGGUUACGAAACAGCAACCACAACUCAGAUACUAGCGACAGAUGGAAGGAGGGCAGGCUGAAUGGAUGUAGAUACAAGUGCCCGCAUGACACAUCAGUGCAGGAGUAUAGGUUUAAUUGACUUCUCGGAAAAGCAUUAUCGCCAAAUUGAUCGUGGUGUUUUUACGCCAUUGCACUUUUGACUUGCACGGCCUAUCUACGUCGAUGUUAUCGGUAAUAGCUAUUUAUAAAACUGUUGUGUAAUAAGGGGUUAACGAAUAUGGGUUUAUCACACGAGGCGAAGAGUGCUUUAAUACCUAAUUAUCAACAGUUGCAUUUAAAACCUUAUCUACACCCAUAAUAUGAAUCCUUUAUAAAAGAUUCUAAAACAGUUAGCUUACUGCUAACAUUAAAAAAGCCAGUUCUAGUAACCAUUACAUCAUCUAAACGAGUGUUGUAAUGUUAAUGUUGUACUAAAUUUUAUUACAACACUCGUUUGGAGGAUGUAAUAGUUAUAAGGACAUUGGGUGUUUUAAUGUUGGCAAUAAGCUGUUUUAGAAUUCUUAAUAGAGGAUUUAAAGCAUGGGUGUAGAUAAAUACAAUAUUUAGCGUUCCAAAAACCAUAUUGGGAGUACUACGAGUCACAAGAAUCUCUAGCUACUAAGAUUACAUUUUAAUUAUAUCAUAAUAAUCAAUUGUAAAUAAACAUCAUCUAAAUAUAUAUGUAUAACUUCAAAUACAUUGCACAAUCAAAAGGCACCUAAAUUAGCUGUGACUGUAAAUGUUGUUAUUGUAAAUAAAUAAGAUAGAAAUAAUUAAUAACAUUUAAAUAAAAUAAAUGUAAUUAUGUGGGGAAAAAGAGUGUUUGAAUUUUAAAUGAAAAUAUGAUAUCGUCGCUAUAGAACAUUUUUGGGACUUCUUCUUUGGCAGUCCUUGAUGUUAAUCUGGCAUUGCCUACUACAGCAUUCCGAAGAGACCAAUAUUGGUGGAAAUCUAAAGUUGCUAGAUCAUAAGAUAUAUGAUGGCGGUUAUUACCAAUAUAGUUUUACUUCUGCCGUACAGUCAACACACUAUAUUUUUCAAGUGGAAACUUCUUUUAGCACAGUACCCAUAUUUUUAGAUGAGAUACGCAGUUAUAGUGUGUGUAAAUAUACUUGUACAUAUAGCAGACCGCGAACGCAUCUAGAUAAAUAAAAUGUAUAUAUAUAAUUAUUAUAUAUUAUUCGAAUCAAAAUUGUUUAUUUCCUAUUUUAGUUACCAUGAACCUAUAGUUUCUAUUUUAAAUUGUAAUAAUUUUAAUGAUAAUGAUACAAGAGUUGUCGAAAUUGUUAACGAUGAUUCAUAAAAGAAUAGCAUUAAAUGUAUUUUAAAGUUUCUAAUAAUUAAUAAAAUACCAUACCUACAUAAAUAAGAUGCAAUUCAUAACCCAAUAACCCUAGUAGCUAAACCAAAAAUGUCUAACGCGCCAAAAAACAUUUUCACUUCUGUCAGCUCUUCCGGAGUGCAACCCGUAAUUUUUAUUUACAUAAGGUAUUUCUGUAAAAGUUUCAUUAAAAGUAUACGAUAUGUACAUAUUUCAUUUAUUUACACUGGUCUUUUGACAAAAUUUCUUUUAAGUAAGGUACUUCUUAUUUAAAAAAAAUUUUGGAUACAUUUUAAUUACAUUAAUAUCACCUUGUUAGGUUCAACAAAUUUAUACUUUUCACAUAAACUCAUAAAAAUAUGAUAUUAAAAGUAUUUUGAAUAGAAAUCUGUAUAGUACUAUAACUAAGUCUUUUUAAACUUUGUAAAUUAGCUUGGUAUGAACUAAAUUCAAAGUCCUGGUACAUAUUAAAUCAAGUCAAAUCAAAAUCACUUUAUUCAUGUACGUCAUGGAAAUGACACUUAUGAAUGUCAAAAGAAAAUCUUAUUGAAUCCGCUAUUUCGUAAAGGAUUGAGCUAAUGAGAAGAAGUAGCAAGAAAGUCAUUGACACUCUUUUAAAUCAAGAUUUAGAUUUUGAUCAUUUUACAUUUAAUUUCAAUUACAUUAUGUAAAGUGAUGCAACAAAAAUACUCAAACGUCAAAUAGUCAAUGCCUUACACGUGUAAGUCAAAAAAGUAAAUGUGAACUAAUACAAAACAAAAGUUAUUGAGUACAGUAGCUGCAACACACACCGUAAAUAAAUUACCGUAAAUUAAUUAGAUUUUUAUCGCUUUUAUCAAACACAUCGCUACAGUAUAAUUUUAUGUUGUAAAUAAUUGUCAUAAACUAUGAGAUUUAUUUUAAUUAAUUUAAAAUACCUAUAUCGUAAAUUAUUUUACUGUAAUUGUACCUUAAUAUAAAAUAAUAAAAUAAAUGUUAUUCUUAAGAAAA